AUGGCCGAACGCAUCUUGAUGAACGAAUACAAGUCUCUGGUGAAGGAGAAGUGGCUAAACAUCGAAUUGAGCAACGAUGACAUAUUCAACUGGGACAUUGCUCUGAUCGUCCUAAACCCGGACUCACUUUACCACGGCGGCUACUUUAAAGGAAAAAUCACUUUCCCCAGAAACUACCCUUAUUCACCUCCACGUAAGGACCUCACCUUGCUGCCUAAAACCCCCCUUCCAGACAUAUCACGCGAGCAAAAGGGGGCCGGCGGUAGUUAUAAAGUGAACUGGAACGGAACAGGGCUGACAUCUGACUUUUGCCUACUUAUAGAAUUCAGAUUCACUCCAUCUCUCUGGCAUCCUAACAUCUACGACAACGGCUACGUAUGCAUCUCCAUCCUACACAAGCCCGGCGAGGACGAAAUGUCAGGGGAACUCGCGUCUGAACGCUGGUCGCCAGCCCAGCGAGUUGAGUCUGUCCUGAUCUCGAUUAUCUCCCUCCUCGACGACGCAGAAGUCAGCUCGCCUGCCAACGUCGAGGCCGGCGUGCAACUCCGCAGCAACCCAGCAGCCUACAAGAAGCGCGUCAAGGCUGAAGUUGAGCGAUCACUCAAGGACAUCCCAGACGGCUACGAGAUGCCUACCUCUCACGAGGCUAGCAUUGCACCUCCUACAAAACCCGUCGAAAGAGAUGAGGACUUCUGGGUCGAUAGCGGAGACGAGGAUUCCUUCGAGGAAAUGUUCGGUGGUAGCGACUCGGACUGCGAACUUGACGAUGACCAGGACACCGGGAGUGAGCCUGAGGCCGGCUCCCCAAUGUGA
This is a messenger RNA of Trichophyton benhamiae CBS 112371, 813 nucleotides long. RefSeq names its product ubiquitin conjugating enzyme, putative. Lineage: Eukaryota; Fungi; Ascomycota; Eurotiomycetes; Onygenales; Arthrodermataceae. The transcript has 2 exons. The record is from RefSeq and is a predicted model, not a curated record. The coding region runs from base 1 to 813 and encodes 270 amino acids. Gene Ontology annotation, molecular function: ubiquitin conjugating enzyme activity. Gene Ontology annotation, biological process: protein polyubiquitination; proteasome-mediated ubiquitin-dependent protein catabolic process.